Phanerochaete carnosa HHB-10118-sp is the source of this 772-nucleotide messenger RNA. RefSeq lists its product as uncharacterized. The record is from RefSeq and is a predicted model, not a curated record. The coding region runs from base 432 to 758 and encodes 108 amino acids. Lineage: Eukaryota; Fungi; Basidiomycota; Agaricomycetes; Polyporales; Phanerochaetaceae. The transcript has a single exon.
GUAGCAGUCGAACGGAUUGGCCGUAGUUCGUAUUUCGGGGCACGAACAAGGAAGGGAGGUCGUUGGUUAACGGUAGAUCGUGAGACUCAGGCCCAGGUGCGCAUACAUGCUUACUCUCGGUCGAUCGCUAUCUGAGAAUUAAUAGAAUGACACCCGAAUGUGGCGCCUCCAUGCAUGUCACGAUAUCCCUCAAUCUGACACCCAAGAAUCAAGACUACAGCGACGUGAGCAAGUGACGAAGUCCAGCUGCGCCCGUGUGUACUCUCCGUGACCUCGCACAUCUUUCUACGCAUGGCUCCCUACAACCCCGAACCUGAAGCGCUCCACGCGCAUGUACAAUGUUCUCGUGCGCCGCGGCCAAGAUGGACUUCUCCAGACCAACGGUGGCCGUUAAAGACGCGGUUGAAGACGUGCUGUCCAUACGCGACACGAUGGACGCGUUCUCCGUUUCCAGCUCAACUAUGUCCCAAACAAAGAAGGACUUCUCGCGCUUCUGCCGCUCGAUUACACCGACAGCUAGGUCCCUGCGUUACUCCCGCCGCCCGAGCCUCUGGAAUAUGCCGACUGAGGGUUCGAAUAUGCAGACUGUGAUAGCACCAGCCAGCCAGGGACCAGGCCAGCUAGCGCGCCGACGCCCAGCACGCCAAGUCAAAUGGGCCCGCAAGGCACUGCCUCCACCUUUGGGACAACGUGAAGACGAGAAUGUCGACGGCCGGGUAUUUGGUGGAGCCAGGACGCCGUUGGGCGACGAGGAAUGAUCUUAGGUUUGUCC